CAGCGCCUGCCAAUGCUGCUGCUGCUGCCGCCCGGGCGGAGGGCGCGCUAGGGCCGGGGCCGCGGCGGCUGCUGCUGCGGGCCGGGCUGAGCCCCCCCAGCCUGCGUGGGGGAUCCGCUCGGCCUGGGAGCCGGGGGGGGCCAUGGCCGGGGCUGCCGCCCGCUGAAUGUGCCCGGGAGAGGCGCCGCCGGGCAUGGGGAGCCGGGAGCGGGGCGGGCGCUGCUGCUGCUAGCGGGGAGCUCGGCUCCGGGCGACCCCCCCCACCCGCCUCUCCGCACAGCCGGGCGGCAUCCCAGCCUGGCCUGUGCUAUGUGCGUUCAAAGCGUCUUCUCCAAUAGCGUUUGCAAAUGAAAAUGGAGGAAAUGUCUUUGUCUGGCCUGGAUAACAGCAAGCUGGAGGCCAUCGCUCACGAGAUUUACACGGACCUGGUCGAAGAUGCCUGCCUAGGGCUCUGCUUCGAGGUGCAUCGGGCAGUCAAGUGCGGUUACUUCUUCCUGGAUGACACGGACCCUGACAGCAUGAAGGAUUUCGAAAUCGUGGACCAGCCCGGCGUGGAUAUCUUCGGCCAGGUCUACAAUCAGUGGAAACAAGAGUGCGGGUGUCCCAACUGCAGCCGCAGCAUCGCUGCCUCCCGCUUCGCCCCCCACCUGGAGAAGUGCCUUGGGAUGGGGCGGAACAGCAGCCGGAUAGCCAGCAGGAGGAUCGCUAGCAGCAACAACUGAAACAAAUCCGAGAGCGACCAAGAGGACAACGAUGACAUCAACGAUAACGACUGGUCCUAUGGCUCCGAGAAGAAAGCCAGGAAAGCGAAAUCCGAUAAGAACCCCAACUCGCCCCGGAGAUCAAAAAUCCCUUAAAAACACAAAAAUGGCUCGAGGCUCUGCCGUGCUCACUCCACUGUUCCUGACUCUUCUGCUCCCCUGCGUCCUGAGCCCUCCAUCCCUCUUCCCCAAACGCCCUCUUCCCGGGAGCUCAGCGGGAACUCGGAUCCCUUUAAGUACAACAACUCUUCUGGAAUCAACUACGAAACGCUGGGUCCCGAGGAGCUCCGCUCAUUGCUCACCACACAAUGCGGGGUGAUCUCCGAACACACCAAGAAGAUGUGCACCAGGUCUCUGCGCUGCCCCCAGCACACAGACGAGCAGCGGAGGUCAGUCAGGGUCUACCUCCUUGGACCCUCUGCCUCGCUCCCGGAAGCAGAGGGCAGCGUGGAAAAUGAGGGCUUUGACGUGUCGGAGAGCCAGGCCAUCAUGAGCCGGCUGCAGUGGGACGGCUCCUCGGACAUCUCGCCCUCCGACUCAGCCUCCUCGAAAGCAAGUACGAACAACUCGGAGUCGCGAAAACCCAAAAAGAAGAAGCCGCACCUGAGCCUGGUGGGGGGCACGCCGGGGCUCAGCUCCGGCAAGAAGAAGAAACCCAAACCGCCCGCGCCCCCCACCCCCAGCAUCUACGACGACAUCAACUGAGGGGCGGGGGCGGCCCCUGUGCCGGGCCUGUCCUGACUCUGGCGCCCGGGGGAGCCAGGCGGCGCCUCGUCCCCCCCACCCCGCUCCAUUGACUGCAAAGAGAGCGUGUCUCCGGGAAUCAGACUGCGUGGGGCACCUGUCUCCAGGAGGGGGUGCUGUGAAGCUGGAGGCCGUCACUGCCUGCGGGGAUUGGGGGGCCUGUCCUUUUCCCCCAUGUCUAUUUAUUCUGUGAUUUUUUUUUUUUUUUAUUUUAUUUUUUUUUGUACUGGAUGUCCAAUCAUGACUGUGUGGUGACGUCUGUCGCUUGGCAACACUAGAGAUGUGCGGGGGGACUGAGCUGAUUCCACCCUGGCCCCUUGAAGGGAGGCACUGGAGAGGAGGGGUGCGGGAACCGGGCCGUGCCAGCCCCGCAGCCACCCCGCCUGCUCUGACCGACGAGCUGGAAAGGAGGAGAUCUGAGGGGAGGAAAAGUCCCCAGGUGUGUCCUUUCAGAGCCACUUCCUCCAGGGAGCGGGGUUGCUGGCACAAGGGUCCAUGCCAGGGGCCCAGGCUUUAUGUGAUUUCUGGCCAGGCCUUGAUUUGGCAUUGCCGGGGUGGGGGGGCGUUCCUCCUUCCUUCUGCCCCCAGGUGGGGAGGGGGCUGGCUGUUGACAGGUCAGCGCCCCAGCCAGGCCAGCGCUCAGAGCGUGAUCUGAUGUCUCUGCUAUGGUGCCCUCUCCCCGCAGGGUGGUGGCCGUGUGCCAGCCUUGCUCUGUGGCUGGUGCUCGCUGGGUGGGCUGGCCCCAGAGUGGGCACCGGUCAGUGCACUGGGUGAGGACUGCAGGGUAUGGUCUGGCCCGCGGGUGUGGGAGGGCAGAGGCCCCCUCCCAUUCGGCGUGGAGGCUGGAUGGUAACACACAUUCCCGUGGGGUCCCCCUCAGCUGGGUGUACUUCCUGGCAUGGGGAAGUGCUUUCAGCUGCUUAGCUCCGUGGUGUUCUGGCGCUUGUUCUGCCAUCUCUGCUUGGAGGAGGGGGCGAGACUGUUGUACCAUGGGGGGGGGGAGGGUACCAUCGCGAUGCUUUGCCUUGCCUAGCAUUGCCCUGGGACUCCAGUCGUACCCAGUACUGGCUGGGUAAGUGCUGGGGCCCUCCUGCCGCUGCUACCGUGGAAAGCAGCCGCAGGGCCUGUGACAAAGCAUGUGCUCCGGCUCCAUCCACGGGACUCUUUGCCGGGCCCGUGUUCUCGCUUUCUACACAGCGUAGGUCUCUGAGCAGCGAGGCUGGCAUUGGAAGGAUUCACUGCUUUAAAAAAACCUGGGGGUGGGGGGGAAGCGUAUUAGCCCCCUCCCUCUUCCCUGCCUCCAUCUCCCUUGAGCUUUAGGAAGGGACACGCGAUUGCCCACUGAAUCACGUUGCUUGGGCUGCCCUUUGCUAGAGACGAGCUCCUUCUUCUGCACACUCUGAACAUGCUAAGCAUGGCCCAGGCCCUACUUUUGGGGAAGGAUCCCCCCUUUUUUUUCCUCCAAGGACACAUGGUGCUUCCUGCUGACUUGGAAAACUGAAUGCUUACACUUUCAAGGUGUCUCUUACUUUUUCUCUCAUCUCUGGGUGGCCCUCUGGUUUCUGGUUCUCCUGGGGCUUCUUGUUGCCAGGAACCAGACCCUGAGUGGGCUUUUCCUGUUGGAUCUUUUCUUGCGGCUCUUCUCCUGUCUCUCUUGAAUUUCCAUCUCUGCAAUUCUCAGCCAGCUGAGCCGUGCGCCCGUGUGUGCAGAGCGAACCUCCCAGGGAACUGAGACCCGAGCCGGCUGCUUUUAUUUCCUUUAGGCCUUUCUGUGAUGUGAUCCGGCUGAAUUUUUGCAGUUGGGGGGAAGAAUUCAAGUGGCGGUCGGUUUCUGAGCCUAUUGCUAGUGGUGACCAGUGUUGCUGCAGGCCUGCUUGCAGAGAACCUCUCUGUCCUGCAGGUGGCAGCGUGUCUGUCUGUCUGUCUGUCUGACUCUUCCUGGACCCUUGCGUGUGUGAGCGAGGCUGUAUCUGGAUGCCUUGCAGGUUCCAAAAGCAUCUGAAAACUGAUGGGGGGGGGCACCUCCAGGUUUCUCCUUUGCUUUCCUGUUGGAGCUGUGGCACUCAGCCAGCCCUCUCAUGCGUGCGGCCCUGCCCUGCUCUGCACUGAAGGGCCCUGCGGGGUGCCCUCAGUGAAAGGGCAGGAACCCCAGGGCGCCCAGAACUUUCAUGCAGAGCUAGCUGCUUGGGUCAUGGUGGGGGCUGCAUGUGGAGUAAUCUCUGCCGGCUACAUCUUGAUGUUAGAGGUCAAGGCAGUCACGGUGCACAGCCCUAGCUUAAAACUGGGGGGCCACUCAGAGAGGGGGAGUGGAGGAGGCACCUUUGACUCUGAGGAGGUGUGUAUGGCACAGGGCCAUGCUCCUGGUCUGCAGUCUGAGGUGGCCAGCUGUCUGCAUAGGUAUGUGCUCUGCCCAUUGUGGUUCUGGUAUUGCCACACCUUCCUUCUGUUCCGCAGGUCGCUCCCUGCGAAGGAUGGUGUGGGCAGACCCAGCCUUUCCCAUGUAACUUUUGGCUUGGGUCUCCAAGCCCCUGAGGCUCCGAUCAGCUGUAAGCGGCCUAGAAUGUCUGCUCCAGAUUGCUGCAGGCUUCAUCGCAGAAAGGUGAAAAUGGCUAAACCCCGAUCAGCAGCUCUGCUGGCUGGCAAAUAUGAACUGAGUCCCGUAGUGCAAAUGAGGUGUCCUGCUUCCCUAUGUCCAGCUUUGCUGAUUCCCUGUCUAAGGUAACUUUAUGAAAUGCACCUGUCUGACCCUAGGAAGCCCCUUUCUUCUGAACUAGACUCUGACCUGUGCUCCUGUGUCUGUCCCUUAAACUCCAGCCAUUAUGUAUUUAGAAGGAAGGCUCGGGCUGCAGAGAAUAGGCCUCUGGGGAAGAGGAAGUGUGUAUCUAGGGAGAAGAGAGGAAUCCCCCCAAGUUAGGUGUCCAUUUGGGCUUGGGUGCAAGUAGGUUAAUCACUAAUUGCCUGUUCAUCCUGUGCCCUUCUUGGGGGAGGGAGUCUAGUUUUAAUCUAGGUUAAGAAUCAUGAUAGUCUUGAAUGGUGGAUGAAUUUAUUAAAGGGGUGGCAGAGAGUCAGGGUGGAGCUGGAGGCAGGUGUCACAUGCACAAGCAUUUGACUCUGUAGACCUGGCACUGACCUGCAGUGCCCUCUGCUAGUGAGUCCAACAGGGUGUGCCAGGAUCAAUUGGUGGCUCGGAGCUUUAGAAUGACAGGGUUGUCUGUGAGCGUGUCCCUACGAACUGCUUUGCAAGUGUGUGGAAUUGAGCUGUCCAUGCUAUGUCCUACAACCGGCUCUCUCAUCCAGGCGGCUAGUCUUAGUGAAGGUGAUCACUGCACCUCAUUUGCUGCUUGCACAAGGGAACAGCGUAUUCCUCCCUCCGAGCUAUGCAGCUUCUCCAGCUGAGCCAGGGAGACACUCAGCCAUGAGCUCCAGUUUGACUCCGGCUUGUGGCCGGGCUCAUUUUAAGCUGUGCCCUUCCCCUGCCUGCUGGUGCACCUGCCUGGGGUGUCUGAGCUCUCUCUGGAUGUGGUUGAUGUCUCUUUACGUGUUGUCUUUCCAGUCGAUGCAACUGCAGGCUCCUCGCACUGCUGCGGUUUUGAGUGGAGUGGAAACAAUGCUGCUAGCUUUGGGGCAUAGCUGCAUGGGGCUCCUACGUGCAACUCUGGAUCAAGCAUCUCUAGAAGCUGUUGUUUGCCCUGAGCCGGGACUCCUAAAAGGAUCAUUCCCAUGGCACCUGGGCUUGUCAGCAGUAGGAACAAUAGAACCUUGAGGGCCCAGGCCUGGAUCGCUCUCCUGCAGCGCCAGCAUGUGUGUUGAGCUAGACCUUUCUGUGGAAGGAGAUGGGCAGCAGCUGUCCACUCUGCUGUAAUAACAUGGGCAGCGGGGUCUGGAACAGGACAAAGCAGGCUUUUCCCUCUAGGCUUAAACUGCUUGUUGCUGACAGCUGCAUGUGUGUCAGGGGGGUCGCUAUAGCACAGUGUGUAGAAGGCAAGUGGCUAGUGGAGGGUUAAUAUCUUUGUCCUGCAUAGAAUAUUAAAACAACCUGCUUAACUAGGUGAAUUGGUGGGACUAAAAUCCUUUGUGCAGAGGAGGGCCAUGGUAGUUCUAAGCGUGGCCAGUUGUCUACCUCCUCAGUUUGAUAGCCACUGAGGCAGUGUAGUUUACCACCAUGGAGGUACCAGAACAUUGUGGACGGGCCUGUCGUGAACAGCUUGCUUUCUGAAGAUGCACGACUCAAGGCCUAAGAGAAAACAACCCAAAGGAGCCCAGGCUGGACCCUGUACUGCAGGGGCUGGUGGAAAUCCCCAAGAAGCACAGCUGUGUUUGAGUUUGGCUUGCAGCCUCUGAGAGAGUGAUCCAGUUGGAUCUUGUUUUUUUCUUCUUACUCAUAGGCUCUCUAUCAUUCACCCCCCCCCCUUUUUUUUAUUUUUAAGGUAAGCCUGCUUCACUUGAAACCCUGCAUUCUGUCAUGAUACUGGUCAUGAGGAGGGUUUUAAUUUGUAAUAUAAAAAACCUGCACCUGUGACUUCCCAUUUGUGGCCCUCAACCUAACUGUCAGGAGGGUGGGAAAUGACACAGGUGGUGAUCACAUGUGGGAAGGUGGGGUAAGUACUGUACUGUGGUCUUGAAAUUUUUAUUUUUGCAUAUGUAAUCCAUCCUGUACAGGUAGUUCCAACUUUGUAAAAUCUGUGUAUUCCCAUUAGUGGAUUAUGGCUGCCCCUGUAAAUAAAAUGCAACUUGACUUGGUA
Molecule: messenger RNA, 6247 nt
Organism: Dermochelys coriacea (leatherback sea turtle)
Lineage: Eukaryota; Metazoa; Chordata; Testudines; Dermochelyidae
Gene: ATXN7L3
Product: ataxin 7 like 3
Biological process (GO): regulation of transcription by RNA polymerase II; positive regulation of DNA-templated transcription
Cellular component (GO): DUBm complex; SAGA complex
Molecular function (GO): transcription coactivator activity
Source: RefSeq, a predicted model, not a curated record